GCUGCUAACUCUUGGCUGGACGAGGGAUUGCAGGUAGCGGGGGCAUCUUUUCGGAUUCCCACGAUACGAACUUUGGUCGACCCAACGCUCCCGCAUUGGGAUGACUGCGAAUGGAACCGCUACACUCAGGCUUCGGCUGAAUCCACGACCACCUCGUUGACGGCUCCGACAUUCCCGCUCUCGGACUCGCCGUCCUGCAGCCUUCAGCGCUGCCGCGAUCAGUCGCAUAUGUCUGACUCGCCGUCCACUGCAAGUUCCUUGCCCAUACACGUGCCCGUUCCCGUUCCCGUUCCGGUGCCCUCACCCAUGCCCAUGCCCGCAACAUCUGAUCCGCACUCCCCUCUGCUUGCAGGGAUGUCGAGAUUGUGUUCCACACCUAUUCUCUCGCCACACGAUGAUGGAGCAAGCUGCCGCAGCGAGACGAUGAUACCGCCCAUGUUCAUCCCACCCACAACUAGUAUACGAUCUGCCUCCCCGAUGGACGUGCAUGUGAUAGAUCCGACAAGAGGAUGCGAGCGGCACGACAGCCCUGGCAUGGAUAGAUCCACGGGUAGUGACAAUGAUGACAAGGCGCCGGACGCGGAUAAGGCGAUUGGCACAUACGGGUCUCGGACUGAACGCUCGCCGUCUGCGAGCCCACGAAUCACUCGAUCACAUGGGCGGGCACAGGAGACUCCGAAUACCAAGAGAUCAACACCUCCGCGGUCACCUAGACGGAAGCCUGUGCGAUAUCUACGCUCGAGAGGCAAAGUCACGUACGCAGAUGCUGACGACGACGACGGAGAUACAUCCGUUCCCAGGCCUCGUCCCUCGGCUCGAAAGCGCAAGGCCCAGGCCCAGCACGCACGCGGGAGGCUCUCUGACAGUCCCAACGGUGUGUGCGCGGACGACGGACCAAAGAGAAGCAGGCGAGGACGGAAGAAGCCCCGGGCGGUCAAGAAGUACUGCUGUUCGCAGCCUAUGUGCGAGAAGAGCUUCAGCCGGUCGUUCGACCUGAGACGUCACAUGGACAUCUGCGCUGGCCCAGGUGAGAAGAAAGCGCCUGCGCAGCACUUCUGCGACAGUUGCGGGAGAGGAUUCAAUCGCAAGGAUGCGUUGAGGCGGCAUUGCAUGGAGAUGCCGGCGGCGUGUACGAAGUACUUGCGGGGGCUGGAGAAGCGAGCAGCGCUUCAGAGUGGCAAGGAGGAUACGACGAACGGUGUUUCGAGCGGGAGUCCAAGCGGCGGGGCUCUACAGCAGGAGUGGUGUAGCCUGGGCGGGAACGACCAGGAGGACAGUGGGACCGAAUCGGGGGACGAGGAUGGAGGCAUGAUUCAUUGACUUUGAGUGAUCACUCAACCUUCGCAUCUCCCCACUGAAAUACCUCCAUUCUGACCACUGCAUCCACCGUUUCAGACAUGCCAGUCAUCCAUACAUAGUGCGUAGCUCCAAU
Molecule: messenger RNA, 1432 nt
Organism: Postia placenta MAD-698-R-SB12
Lineage: Eukaryota; Fungi; Basidiomycota; Agaricomycetes; Polyporales; Adustoporiaceae
Exons: 2
Coding region: 229-1320 (363 amino acids)
Source: RefSeq, a predicted model, not a curated record